ACUACAAUAGAGAUGAAUAGAAAUGCUAACAGAUAGCUCUCUACGUAUCUUUUAGAGCUCCUUGGGUUUGGCUGGUCAUUCCACAUGCAGAUAAUAUUGAUGAUUUCAUCAAAGUAAUCUCUCAGCUGAAGAAAGAGGUGACGUCACUGAAGACAAAGCUGAUGGAGAGAGACGACAGGUUACAGACACCAGUGAAGAUUGAAGUGAAGAUGGAGGAGAUAAAAGAAGAAAUCACAGCAGAGGAAAAACAGAGAAAUGAAGAUUUUAUUCCUCCAGAUCUGAUGGAAGUGAAAGAGGAAAGUCAAGAGCUGAAUGAAGAGGAGGAGAAACUUCAGUAUCAGAAACAUCAUGAUUUCACAACUGGAGAAGAAUCUUGGAGUUGCUCAAAGACUAAGAAGUAUUUUUCACCAAAAAAGUCUCCAAGAAGAGCAGUCAAAAAUACUUUCACCUGCUCUCUGUGUGGUACGAGAUUCACAAGUAAAAGUCAGCUUAAUAGACACAUGAGAAUUCACACAGGAGAGAGACCUUACACGUGCAAUGAGUGUGGUAAAAGUUUCACAUAUAAACAACAUCUUAAUCUACACACAAGAGUCCAUACAGGAGAAAAGCCUUUCUCAUGCCUUCAGUGUGGAAGGAGUUUCACACAAAAACAUCAUCUUCAUUUACACAUGAGAAUCCACACAGGAGAGAGACCUUACAUGUGCCAUCAGUGUGGAAAGAGUUUUGCAUAUGCAGACAAUCUAAAGAAUCAUCUCCUCUGUCACUCUGGAGAAAGACCAUUUGAAUGUGAUAAAUGUGGUAAAACAUUUAGUGUAGCAGCGUACCUAAAAAAACACCUAAAAGUGCACACAAAUGAAAAGCCUUACAAGUGUUCUUUUUGUGGAAAGAGUUUUGUAAACCUGUCCUAUUUUAAAGAGCACCAGAAAAUACAUACCGGUGUGGGGGAUCAUAUGUGCUUUGAAUGUGGAAAGACCUUUAUUACAGCUAGUGAAUUGAAACAGCACCACAUGAUUCACACUGGAGAGAAGCCUUACAAGUGCUCACACUGUGGAAAGAGUUUCACUCGGUCACAAAACCUGAAAAUACAUGAGAGAAUCCAUACUGGAGAGAAACCUUUCAAGUGCUCACACUGUGGAAAGAGAUUUACUCAGUCAGAAAACCUUAAAACACACGAGAGAAUCCAUACUGGAGAGAAACCUUACAAGUGCUCACACUGUGGAAAGAGUUUCACUCAGUCACAUGACCUGAAAACCCAUGAAAGAAUCCAUACUGGAGAAAAACCGUACAAGUGCUCACACUGUGAAAAGAGUUUCGCUCGGUCACAAAACCUGAAAAUACAUGAGAGAAUCCAUACUGGAGAGAAACCUUACCACUGCUCUUCGUGUGGGAGGAAUUUCAGUGCAGCAAGUCAUGUAGUUAAUCAUAUAAAAAGUUGUUGCCCAAAGUAAUCACAGAGACAAGUCCAUCUUAAGGUACAAUACUUGAAGUAAGUAGUUGAAAAGUAAAAUAAUACCAAGAUGGAAUUUCUUCCAAAAGUGCAGCAUCAUCUAAGAAAAGUAAUUUGUUAAAAUAACCUGUAUUAGUGAAGUUUGGCUGUGCUUAACAUUUUAUUAAUUACCCAUUUCCACCUGGUAUUAAUAAUAAAAGAGGUGUAAAUCACGAACAAAUAUACAUUUCUGCCACGAUCCAAUUCUGAUUUGAUUCAGGGGUCUGUGAUUGAUGUGAAAUGAUAUUAUGUGCCUAUUUUACACAAUCCAUUUUAUAUUAUCUCACAAAUGCAAUGAAACGGCUGCUCAAAAAGUUUUAAGACUACCAUCUGAGCUGGCUGUUUUGAUGCAGUGAUGCGGCGAUGUUUUCUGACAUCAAACAUGAAUGUAUAAACUACUUAGUCCACUUGAGACUUUUCUGUCCUUCAUUACUCUCACCAAUUCCAGCGGAAGGAUGAGAAGUUUUAGAACCAACUGUGCUGGAUGAACUCAAAAUCACAUGCUGCCUUGCAAUGUAAACAACAUGGCAGCAUGCAUACACGGGAAUCACGUUCACAAUUGCAUCUAAUCUAUCUAAAUCGAUCAUUAUGAACAUCUAAAAACUGCAUUAUAUGUUUGAUAAUAUAUAAUAUGUCUUCCAUUAUAUCUGCUGUGAUGUGUAAGGUAACAAUUUUUACUUGCAGUGCACAUUAAAUAACUCCUGCUGAAGGAUUAAUCAGUACAGGAAAAACGUUCAGAGUUUAAAAAUAUACAUCCAUGCAACAUGUAAACAUCAAUGACAUUACUUUGUGGGUUAGUUGAUCAAUACAAUGAUCCAGAUCAGUGGAUUGUUACAUCCCUCAUUAAGAUGUGUUUUGGUGAUCUUUUCACAACUGGUUUGCACCAUUCCUCACCUGUCAAUCAAUCGCUGAGCUAAAAACAAGAGUUUAAGUUUUGCUGGUUUUGUGCGACUUUGGGAAAGAACCGUCCGAUUGGAAAAUUUGAAAAAGCGAAUACAGACACAAGCAUGAGACCUUCAUGGGUCUUUGUGAUAUGGCGUAGGGUGGGGCCGGGUCAUAAUGCUACACACCCGGCCACUAAUCAAGCCUCAGAGAGGGAUAAAGGCCAACUGGAGUCUGGAGUGGGACAGAAAGCGAGAUUUACGGGCAGCUGUCCAACAACUUUGUGUG
Molecule: messenger RNA, 2656 nt
Organism: Xyrauchen texanus (razorback sucker)
Lineage: Eukaryota; Metazoa; Chordata; Actinopteri; Cypriniformes; Catostomidae
Product: zinc finger protein 501-like
Exons: 3
Coding region: 162-1448 (428 amino acids)
Biological process (GO): regulation of transcription by RNA polymerase II
Molecular function (GO): DNA-binding transcription factor activity, RNA polymerase II-specific; RNA polymerase II cis-regulatory region sequence-specific DNA binding
Source: RefSeq, a predicted model, not a curated record